AGGAUACAAGGCUCGAUUACGAUCUAAUUCUCCGUCAAAGUUCCAAGAAUUUCUUGUUUUAUUGUUCAAUUUUUUACGCCGUGAAAGAUGUCGAGUUUGUCUGACCAUUCAGAAACUGGAAGCUUUUCCGGCCGGAAGAUGUUGAGAUUGUCGGAGAAACCCAACUUCUCGCAGACUUGUAGUCUGCUGAGCCAGUAUUUGAAAGAGAAAGGUAGUUUUGGAGAUCUGAUGAACAUGGGAGUCACUUGCAAUCCGGAAGGCAAAGGGAAACCUGAAACAUGCCCUCAAACAGUGACGACGAUGAAUCUAUUACCGAACCUGGAGAUAUCAUCCGAAGCUUCGAGUGUUUCUGAGGAAAUGAUGUUAGCGAAUCGGAAGAUCCAGUCCAUGGAUCUCUUCCCCCAACAUACUGGUUUUGCUCAUCAUGCCUCCCCCUCCAUUCCUGCCGAAGACGACCUAAAGACGGCUAAUCUCAAGGCAUCCCAAAUGACGAUUUUCUACGCUGGGAAAGUGCUUGUCUUAGACGAUUUCCCAGCUGAGAAGGCGAAGGAAGUCAUGCUUUUGGCGAGCAAUGGAAGCUCCCAGAAACUCACCAGCCCCUUUGCAUCCACUUCCGGCAACGACAAACCCAACCAAACCACCUUUGCUACUUCCACUUCCAACUUGGUUCCUACCUCCGGAACCAACCAAGAGCAGAUUCAACUGCCCCCUCGGCCCAUUGUCUCAGAUCUGCCAAUUGCAAGGAAAGCUUCCCUUCACCGGUUCUUGGAGAAGAGAAAAGACAGGAUUAGUGCUAAAGCACCAUACCCUCCUGUGAACAACUCGGCUGUAACAUCUUCCAAGCAGCCUGAGAGCCAGGAAUGGCUUGGAUUGGCUUCCAAUGUUGCAACUUCAAAGCAAUUAGAGCUCCAAUUAUAGUUAAAUCAAAAGCUUUUUUAUAAUUAGCUAGC
Molecule: messenger RNA, 950 nt
Organism: Telopea speciosissima
Lineage: Eukaryota; Viridiplantae; Streptophyta; Magnoliopsida; Proteales; Proteaceae
Product: protein TIFY 10A
Exons: 4
Coding region: 88-918 (276 amino acids)
Biological process (GO): regulation of defense response; response to wounding; regulation of jasmonic acid mediated signaling pathway
Cellular component (GO): nucleus
Source: RefSeq, a predicted model, not a curated record